This is a messenger RNA of Morus notabilis, 597 nucleotides long. Its product is annotated as 22.0 kDa class IV heat shock protein. NCBI's taxonomy places the organism in Eukaryota, Viridiplantae, Streptophyta, Magnoliopsida, Rosales, Moraceae. Gene Ontology annotation, biological process: response to hydrogen peroxide; protein complex oligomerization; response to salt stress. The record is from RefSeq and is a predicted model, not a curated record.
AUGAGGAGUACUUCUCAAUUUCUUUGGCCGAUCAUCUUCACCUUGAGCUUCAUCGUGUGCCCAUUAGGGUCGAACGCUUCCCUACUGCCCUUCCUUGACCGCACAGAUCUCUUUGACCGGUUUCCGGAUCCUUUCCGAGUGCUAGAACAGGUACCGUUGGGCCUUGAGAAGGACGAGAUACGUACAGCGCUCUCUUCGGCACGCGCGGACUGGAGGGAGACCCCGGAGGUCCACGUGAUCACUCUCGACGUGCCAGGGCUGAAAAAAGAGGACAUGAAGAUAGAGGUGAAGGAGAACCGGUUACUGAGAGUAAGCGGGGAGAGAAAGAGUGAGAAAAUGAGAAAAGAUGACCACUGGCACCGCGCGGAGCGGUGCCAUGGCAAGUUUUGGAGGCAGUUUAGGCUACCAGAGAAUGUGGACUUGAAUUCCAUCAAGGCCAAAUUGGAGAAUGGGGUUCUCACUCUAACACUUUACAAGUUGUCACCUGAUAAGAUCAAGGGUCCUAGGGUGGUUAACAUCGCCGGAUCAUCAGAUAAUCAUGAUCAACAUGGCAACAUCAACGUCAACGCUCGGGAUCAGGCCAAGCAGGAGCUUUAA